Messenger RNA from Xiphophorus hellerii (green swordtail), 1698 nucleotides. RefSeq names its product sodium/potassium transporting ATPase interacting 4 (gene nkain4). The record is from RefSeq and is a predicted model, not a curated record. The transcript is spliced from 7 exons. Lineage: Eukaryota; Metazoa; Chordata; Actinopteri; Cyprinodontiformes; Poeciliidae. Bases 261 to 890 code for a protein of 209 amino acids. Gene Ontology annotation, biological process: regulation of sodium ion transport.
UUUUUUUACACACACACCGGCUUGCUCCCUGUCUCCCAGCCAGUCACCUCCAGUGCGACCGGUCGGCCAGAGCGGAGGUAAACAGACACGUCCGGAGCAACCCAGCCGACUCUGGUCGCUGUUCCCAGGGCUCAGUUAAAAAGACGCCGGAGGAGGAUGGGACAAAGCCGGUGUUUGGAUCAAGACUGAGUCUGGACGGCACGCCGAGAGCUCGAUACCAAGUCCUUCAUAGAGUCACCGCGUUUCCCUCCGCUGACACAAUGGGCUGCUGCAGCGGACGAUGCACUCUCAUUUUUAUUUGCACUUUACAGCUGGUGCUGGCCUUGGAGAGACAGGUGUUUGACUUCCUUGGCUACCAAUGGGCUCCCAUUCUUGCAAACUUUUUCCAUAUCAUCAUUGUAAUCUUGGGCCUCUUUGGAACCAUCCAGUACCGGCCACGAUACAUUGUUGUGUACACUGUUUGGGCCGCACUUUGGGUAGCCUGGAACGUCUUCAUUAUCUGCUUUUAUCUGGACGUUGGAGGUCUGUCAAAGGAGAGCGAUCUGCUGACAUUUAACAUAUCAGCUCAUCACUCCUGGUGGAGCGAGCACGGUCCCGGCUGUGUGAGGAGAGAGAUGCCACAGGCCCCCGGAGUCCGCACCACAGAGAGCCACUCCUACAUCUCUGUCAUGGGCUGCUUCAUGGACUACCAGUACAUCGAGGUCAUGCAUAGCAGCGUGCAGAUCUUUGUUGCUCUCCUGGGCUUCGUGUACGCCUGCUAUGUUGUCAGCGCCAUCACUGAGGAGGAGGACAGUUUUGAUUUUAUUGGUGGAUUUGAUCCAUUUCCACUCUACCAUGUCAAUGAAAAAUCAUCUCAUCUCCUGUUAAAGCCCAUGCACCUGUCUACGUAAAUAGGAAAGGCAUCCACCGAGGGAGGUGAUACAGCAAAUUCCCAUGGAGCCAAAAUGGCUGACUUCACACACACACACACACACACACACACACACGCCCCCAUGCCAACCCCAACUCACGCACACAUCCCACAGCUUCUCAUAGCACCAGGCGUCUCCUUCUGGGUUUCAGUUCUUAACAUGUAAUUUACUUGUGUGUGGCCCUGAAAAGUCAGUUUCACAAUAACAGUCCAUUGUUACAAGAUUUGGGAAUUACUAUUAGUGGUAUUUGUGUUUAUAUAAAAGUAUCAUUUAUUUUCUUUCUGUCAGCUUUCACUAUGAGCUAACUCUACUGUAUAGGACAUAUUUCAGCAGAUGAAAACACUACAUAGGAUGAUGGAGCAACCAGCAUUCCCAGUCUGUAGCUGUGUGUCACAGAGGAUGGUGAUUUAGCAUAUUACUGCUGGUUUGGCUGAGAUCUUGACCAUUGGGCUGAAUUAUGGCAGAGUUUGCAGAAUGAACCAUUGUGCUGCUGCCUGUUUACUUUAGGAUCUGUAUGCAUAAAUACAGAAGCAAAGCAGGAAGAGCCAAGGGAGCGGAGAAGUGAAGGCUCGGGGAAACAACAAAAGCACCAGUACAACAGGCACAUCUGCCAAAAAUAGAAAAUGUAAAUAAGGAAAUUCAAAGUUUCAAAGAACUGGAAAAGAGUGUUCGCCUUGCAAAGAGGUGCUCAAACACAAUAAAUGGCAUGCAAGUAUUACUUUUAUAUCUGAAGCAUUUUAUUACAACAGUUUUUCUGAGUCAGUAUUUCUGAAGUGCCAGGUGUUGU